Messenger RNA from Coregonus clupeaformis (lake whitefish), 2708 nucleotides. Its product is annotated as rho guanine nucleotide exchange factor 15-like. Gene Ontology annotation, biological process: activation of GTPase activity. NCBI's taxonomy places the organism in Eukaryota, Metazoa, Chordata, Actinopteri, Salmoniformes, Salmonidae. Gene Ontology annotation, molecular function: protein binding; guanyl-nucleotide exchange factor activity. The coding region runs from base 51 to 2348 and encodes 765 amino acids. The record is from RefSeq and is a predicted model, not a curated record. The transcript has 14 exons.
GGGCGGAGCAGAUAUUAAAGAAGGCUAAGUUAAACCAGGUUCAGGAUGUGAUGAUAUCCAAAGGCAACCAGAGAAGGUCAGACCCGGGAUCCCAGGUCAUUCUGACCUCCUUGGCCCUAAAAUGCCCCCAGUCACCACCCAUCCCCCCUAAACAAACCCAAUCUCCACCAAGCCAUUUUAAAGCUUCCAUAGAGGAGGAGGAGGAGUCUAUAUAUGAAGCUACUCUACUAAUGGCGGAGCCAACACCUAGAAAGAUCUGUCAAGAACUGGACAUUCCCCUUAUCAAGGUUCAGAAACCGGUCCAUUGGUCAAAACUGUCCUCCAGCAACUCGGAGGACAACACUUCGAUCCAGUCCGAUUCGGACCCAUCCCAAACCCAGACUAAUGAGGACGCCCCCUUGGCCAUCCCACCUCAGCUAGCCCUCGCCCAGGACAAGUCCAAAACACCCGGCCACAACCUUAUGCCCGUUCACAGGGGGGGUAUCGCCUUACCCCAGCCCACCGCGGAGGAGUGGCGCUCCCUGCGCCCCUCACCCGCCAAUCCUUCCACCAGCCCCAUAGUACUCCACCGGGCAGGCUACAGAGUCCCCCCACCUCAGCCCCCCAAGACAGGCAUCUCUGUCCAUUCUGUCAAGCAAGCUAUAAAAGAACAAGAGGAGGAUGGAAGCAUUGAAGGAGAGGAGGAGGACACAGAAAACGAGCGUGCCCCUCUCAGGAGAGGAUCCUCUAUUGGCUGGGAGUCCAGACAGCAGGACGUACCUCUGUACCAGACGUACCGUGCCACCGUCAUCCACAAGGAGAUCCGGCGCCAGACGGUGUGUCGCAACACAAGCAAGACCAGUGCCGACCUCCACAUGGACUGGACCGCGCGCCGGGGUGGAGUGGGUAUGGGGUCGGGCGGCGUGGGGGCGGUGGGCAUGGGCAACGGGGCAGCCAGUGCUACUAUUCCGUUGCCCACCCCGGGCCAGAGCACCCUGUGGCAGGACCUGCAAGAAGUACGGGACAGUGGGGUGCUGGAGACCCUCAACCCUGCACAGUGCAAGUACCAGGAGAGUAUGUUUGAGGUGUUGACAUCGGAAGCGUCGUACCUGCGUUCCUUACGCGUUCUCAAGGAACACUUCCUGGAAUCCCGGGAGCUGGAGGAGGUGCUGAUCAUCCGGGACAGGAAGACCCUCUUCUCCAACGUCCUGCGAGUCCUGGGGGUCAGCGAGAGUUUUCUGAAGGACCUGGAGAACCGUAUGGAAGAGAGUCUGGUGUUCUCCGACAUCUGUGACAUCAUCCACUUCCACGCGCAGCACAACUUCCCGGUCUACAUCGACUACAUCCGCAACCAAAUCUACCAGGAUAAGACUUACACCUCCCUCAUGAAAACCAAUGUGGAGUUUGCUGCGGUCAUCACCCGUCUGCAGGAGUCUCCUCAGUGUCAGCGGCUGCCAUUCACGUCCUUCCUGCUGCUGCCCUUCCAGCGAAUCACACGCAUCAAGAUACUCAUCGAGAAUAUCCUGAAGAGAACAAAUGAGGGGACGGAAGAAGAGCAGACUGCCUCCAAGGCCUUGGACUCUGUUUCUAAGAUCAUAGAGGAGUGCAGCACCGAGGUGGGAAAGAUGAAGCAGGUGGAAGAGCUGAUCCACCUCUCCAAGACGCUGGAGUUUGACAAGCUCAAGGCUAUCCCCAUCAUCUCCCAAAACCGUUUCUUGGAGAAGCGUGGGGAGUUACAGGAGAUGGCCAAAGGGAGCACCCUCUUCAACCUGCGUCCCAAGUUCACCCCCGUCUACCUCUUCCUCUUCAACGACCUGGUCAUCAUCGCCACCAAGAAGGGUUCGGAGCGGUUUGUGGUGUUGGACCACGCCCACCGCUCCCUGGUCCAGGUUCAGCCAAUAGGAGACGACCAGGCCUCGAGCCCUAGCUAUGAACACUGCUUCUGUCUGACUCUACUGGAGAACCACCAGGGACGCAUGAUGGAGAGACUGAUGAAGGCCCCUUCACAGUCUGACCUGCACAGGUGGAUAGCAGCGUUCCCUAACCCCAGUAAACCUGAUGGGGACAAGGAGGAGAUUAUCUAUGACGACUGGGACUGUCCUCAGGUGCAGUGUGUGGAGCAGUAUGUUGCUCAGCAGGCUGAUGAGCUCACCCUGGAACCCAGUGAGAUCAUCAACGUGGUGCGGAAGACCAACGAGGGUUGGUACGAGGGGAUACGUCUCUCCAACGGACAGAAGGGUUGGUUCCCCAUGGAGAACGCUAUAGAGAUCACCAACGAGUAUGUGCGGCGGCGGAACCUUCGAGAACGCUAUCGGGUCAUUCAGGCCGCCAGCAUCGUCACCAACAACAAGGCCAAGACUACCCCGUAAUGUGGAACAUCAGGGGAACGUUCCUAAAUAUUAAAGACCAUGACUUAGGAGCACCUUAAUGUUGACAGAACAUCCGCAGAAUGUUUACAUAACGUCACUAGAACAUUGUUGGAAUAUUAAACUGGAUAGGAGAGAGUGAACCAGUGCUUGCCAUGCAUGCUCCCCUGAAGAACUCUUAGCUGGAGAAAUGAGGAGCUCUCGGAGGAGUUCUUUCUUAUCAUAUCGUUCGAUUGGCAUGUUUUGUUUUUGUACAAAUUGCUCAUUUGGUGAAGUUAUGGGAUAAUGUUUUUUUCGGGAACUUUUACAUUUUUUUUUUUUACAUUUUAGUCAUUUAGCAGACGCUGUUAUCCAGAGCGACUU